AUGAAGCUCCUGUCAUCUGUUUUCCCAUUGGCCACUUUAUACAUGGCUGGAGUGCUUGCUGAUACAUUCACUGCUCCACCUGCUAGUGCAACUGGAGGUGGUAUCAUUGAUGAUGCUACUAUUGCAAGUACUGCUGAUGCUGCUGUAACUUCUGAUGCUGCUAUCAACACUGCUGCCGCGUCCGGAAGUGCUGCUGGAACUUCUGGAGCUGCUGUUACUUCUGCCGCUAUUGGAACUGCUGCCGCUUCUAAUGCUGUCUCUUCUGGUGAAACUGCAACUACAUCUGCUGGUGCUGCCACGAAUACCGCCACUUCUGAUGUUGCUAUUCAAUCUUCUACGCCUACAGAAGCUACUGGAUCCUCAGAUUCUUCUGGAAGUAGCUCUGCCGAUUUAAGCGGCAUCUUAGGCGAAGAAUCCACCGCCACUUCUGAUUCAGCAGAAACUUCAGGGUCCAGCAAUAGUGGAUCUGGGGCAUCCGACUCGACUUCGUCAGGUGACAGCAGCUCUGCAGGUGCUAUCAAAUUGGGCCGGGGUGCAGGAAUUGGCGCUAUGGGGCUUAUGUUUGCCAUGUUGUGA
Saccharomycopsis crataegensis is the source of this 576-nucleotide messenger RNA. RefSeq lists its product as uncharacterized. The record is from RefSeq and is a predicted model, not a curated record. The transcript has a single exon. Lineage: Eukaryota; Fungi; Ascomycota; Saccharomycetes; Ascoideales; Saccharomycopsidaceae. Bases 1 to 576 code for a protein of 191 amino acids.